Molecule: messenger RNA, 555 nt
Organism: Zingiber officinale
Lineage: Eukaryota; Viridiplantae; Streptophyta; Magnoliopsida; Zingiberales; Zingiberaceae
Product: flap endonuclease 1-A-like
Exons: 8
Coding region: 1-555 (184 amino acids)
Molecular function (GO): 5'-flap endonuclease activity; 5'-3' exonuclease activity
Source: RefSeq, a predicted model, not a curated record
AUGAUAAUCUUUAAGCUUAUUUUGUUCUUUAGAUAUUCAAAGAGGGAAGAUGCAACUAACGAUCUGAACACAACAAUUGAGACUGGUGAUCUGGAGGGAAUUGAAAAGUACAACAAAGGACUGUCAAGAGUUUUUUCACAGGUAACCAAGCAACAUAAUGAAGAUUGUAAAUGUCACUUAAGACUAAUGGGUGUGCCUACUAUUGAGGCACCCUGUGAAGUAGAAGCUCGAUGCGCAACUCUUUGCAAAAGUAACAAGGUGUUUGCGGUUGCCUCAGAAGACAUGGAUACUUUAACUUUUGGGGCACCGAGGUUUCUCCAUCAUUUAAUGGAUCCUAGUUCCAAAAAAAUCUCUAUGAUGGAAUUUAAAGUUUCAAAGGUUCUUGAAGAGCUAAGACUCACUAUGGAUCAGUUCAUUGAUUUGUAUAUUCUUACUGGAUGUGAUUAUUGUGAUAGCAUUAAAGACAUUGAGUGUUAUCCUGGAAUUCUGGAAAUCCUUCUCUCAUGUCCAGAAUUUAGAGCUAUGUACGUAACUCGGGAAAUUCGUGAGGCUUGA